This is a messenger RNA of Aptenodytes forsteri (emperor penguin), 2733 nucleotides long. It is a transcript of the gene TTC1, whose product is annotated as tetratricopeptide repeat domain 1. Lineage: Eukaryota; Metazoa; Chordata; Aves; Sphenisciformes; Spheniscidae. The record is from RefSeq and is a predicted model, not a curated record. The transcript has 7 exons. Gene Ontology annotation, molecular function: protein binding. Bases 322 to 1194 code for a protein of 290 amino acids.
UGGGUAGGCAAGUGUGUGUGACUUAUGUCCCACUGCAAAGGAGAAGCCAUAGCAUAGUGCUGUGCCGGUCCUGGGAAUCGGAGCUUGUGAAUUAACUUAUUUAUGCGAACAGUGUACCGGCCCCAUGUCGCUGUAUAGUGUGUUGAAGAAGCAUAUGCAAGUUGCUCCCUCCCCCAAGGGCUAAUAGUUUCCCUCAGGUGAUGCCAAGAGUACUUUUAAGUACUUUAGAGAUUCGUUUGCUGACAAGGCAUUUAUAUUACGUUUAUUGAGGGUUAUUUCUUUGUCAUUUCUAAAAAACCUAACCCCUCCAAGGAGUCCAACAUGGAAGAGUUUAAAGAUGCAAGUCCACCUGAAGAAUUACUUGAUCACUUAAAGCUUUCUGAUCAGAAGUCUUCAGAGACUGGCCCCAAAGAUGCACAGAAUCCCAAAAACAUUGAAGGUGGAUAUACACCAUCCUCAGCCAAAGAUCCCACAACAGCAGAUGAGUGUUUCCAUGACUGUCACGACUCCUUUGAGGCAAAAGAACCUAUGCUGGAUGAUGAAGGGAAUUUACGGAAUGAUGAGAAUAGCUCAAGGAAGCAGACAGAACUAGAUGAAGAAUACUUACUAGAACUAGAAAAAGAUAUGCCAGAAGAAGAAAAACAGAAAAGAAGAAAGGAGAGCACAACACUGAAGGAGAAAGGAAAUGAGCAGUUCAAGAAAGGAGACUAUGGAGAGGCGGAAGACUCUUACACGAAGGCUCUACAGAUUUGUCCAGCCUGCUUCCAAAAAGAUAGGGCUGUUUUGUUUUCAAACAGAGCUGCUGCAAAAAUGAAACAGGACAAGAUGGAAGCUGCCCUAAGUGACUGCAGCAAAGCAGUGGAAUUAGAUCCUAACUAUAUUAGAGCUUUGCUGAGGAGAGCAGAACUAUAUGAAAAAACAGAAAAACUAGAUGAAGCUCUGGAAGAUUAUAAGGCAGUCCUAGAAAAAGACUCAUCAGUUCAUCAAGCCAGAGAAGCUUGCAUGCGAUUACCUAGACAAAUUGAAGAACGGAAUGAAAAAUUAAAGAAAGAAAUGUUAGGCAAACUGAAGGAUCUUGGGAAUUUGGUUCUCCGCCCCUUUGGCCUGUCAACAGAAAAUUUCCAGAUAAAACAGGAUUCAUCAACCGGUUCAUACUCCAUCAAUUUUGUUCAAAAUCCAAACAACAAUAGAUAACAUUAAUUCAAUCUAGUUCUGCUGGCUUUCAGGCUUCGUGACCGUGUGCUUGCACGUACCAAUAAAAGGAUUCAGCAAACAUUCUUCACGCUCCCCAAGUGAAGAUAAGACUCAAGCAUAUUCAUUUCCCUGCUUGUGAAAUUAUUUACAAUGUAAAGCAAGUCAUUUGACUUCUCUUAGUGAUAACAGUGUCCAGUGUGUGUUUGGGGUUUUUUGGGUGUUUUUUUUACAUUUUCUUUUCUUCCCUUGUGGUGUUUGGCUUGUCCAACAGUCAGGUUCAUUAUUUUGGUCCAUUCAAUGCUGGCAACAAAAUUCUAGCAGCAAUUCAGUUGAAUCAAAAUGCCCACGCACCUAUAGCCAAGAACUAAGCCUAAUGCUGUCUUGGAGAAUUAAUGAAUCUAGCAGCCGCACUUCUCCACACUCAGCAGGUGGAUAUGACUGACAGCAUGCAUGGAAGCAAGCCAACCUCUUCUGUGGAAUAAUUUUUCUUUGUAAUAAAGGCUUGGUAUUUCUGGCGGUUUGGUUUGUGAAGUUCUUGCCUUAUUUCAGUCCUUCCCAUGGUGGUAUUGUUUUUAAAAGUGCUUAUAGCCACCCACAAACAACAUACUUGCAAGACAUUAAUUUGAAGCAUUUGAUUUUUUUUCUCUUGCUUGUAGCAAUAUCAGUAAUUAACCUCAGGCCACUCUUACACCACAGUUUGUUUACUUUUUAUUAAUUUUUCUGAAGGUAAGAAGGAAAUUUUGUGCCUCUGUGUGUGUUGAGAGAGAGAGAGAGAGAGAGAAAGAGAGAGAGAGAGAGACCCAGAAUGGCAAACAAAUAAGUGAUGUUAAAGUUGAUUGUGAAAGAUCUUCAUAGUGUACUAGACCUUGAAGAAUUUGAAGUAUCUAUCUACCUAUAUAUAUAGGUGCUGUUGAAGUAGUUCAUUCAGAUUUUGGAGCAGGAGUGUCUUUUGUAAUUAUUACUUACUGUUUUGUCUAUUGAUGCUGAAAUGUUUACAUCAGAGGCAGGUUUUUCAGUUGUCUCCAUGCAGAUUUCAAUACACGAUUCAUUAAAUAAUUAGUGGUGGCUGUCUGUUGGCUAUUAGUUGUCAUCUUAAAUUUAUUUCAGGAAGUCUCUUUGUGUGUACUGAAGGACUUAAAUUAUAGAGCUCCAGUCUUUACACUGAUAUGCCUGAAAGGAAUAGUCUCUCAAGCUAAGUUGUUCUUGGUGCUUUAUUUUCAUUUUGUUGCUGCAGCUGUGGAGGGGUUUUUUGAUUGUUGUUUAACUCUGUCCUGCUGCAUUUUUAGUUUUGACUUUGUGGUUACCUGUCCGUCUGUAAACUAUCUCAAGUCUGCAGUGAGUGUGUGUUACGUAACUCUAUGGGAGUUAAAAUGUCAUUGUCAAAAGAAGAGAGAAGCCCUAAUUCACAGUGAGCCUUUAACAUCUUCUGCAUAAUUAAAAUGUCACUUAAGUAAAUAACAGCAAACAACUUCUAGGAUUUCCACGUGCUGAAACUGUAACUAUGCCAAGCUUUACUGGAGUAAAGUUUCUAAUGUGCAA